AUGCCACCCCCAGGGAGCUGCCGGGUCCCCAAGCGCCACGCCGGGGACAGCGGCGACACCCACGAGAAGGUGCUGGGACGCGGGAGCUGCCGGGUCCCCAAGCGCCACGCCGGGGACAGCGGCGACACCCACGAGAAGUCCCCGUUGUCACCCCGUGUUGUCACCACUUGGAUCCACCCCAACACCUUCCAUAUUUCUGGAAUUUGGGGAUCCCCGCUUGGGGGACACCUCUGGGUGCUGUGGGGUGCUGAGAGCCUCCCUGGGAGCCCGGCAGGACCCCCCAUUACUCCCAGUAUUCCCAUUAUCCCCGAUCCCAACCCCGCUCCCGACGCCGCAGGCAGCGACGCCGCCUCGCAGCAGGAAUUCACCUCCUGCCUCAAGGAGACCCUGAGCGGGCUGGCCAAGAACGCCAAUGACCUCCAGAAUUCCCCGGGCUCGGAGGAGGAGCUGGCGAAGGCGCUGGAGGGGCUGGGGCUGGAGGAGGGCGGCGGCGACGGCGUCCUGCCCGUCAUGCGCAGCAUCAUGGAGUCCCUGCUGUCCAAGGACGUGCUCUACCCCUCCCUCAAGGAGAUCACCGAGAAGUACCCCGAGUGGCUCCGGCAGCACGAGGGCUCGCUGUCCCCGGAGCAGCGGGAGCGGUUCCGGGCGCAGCAGGCGCUGAUGCUGCGGAUCUGCGCCGAGCUGGAGCGGGAGCGGCCCGAGGAGCCCGAGGGGCAGCGCCGCGAGCGCUUCGAGACGCUGCCGGACCUGAUGCAGCAGCUGCAGGACCUGGGCCACCCCCCCAAGGAGCUGGCAGGGGACACGCCCCCCGGACUCAACCUGGAGCUGCCGGGGGGGGUCACUGGGGAGCAGUGCCGCCUCAUGUAGGGCAGCUUUGGGGU
Molecule: messenger RNA, 881 nt
Organism: Ficedula albicollis (Collared flycatcher)
Lineage: Eukaryota; Metazoa; Chordata; Aves; Passeriformes; Muscicapidae
Gene: PEX19
Product: peroxisomal biogenesis factor 19
Exons: 7
Coding region: 1-867 (288 amino acids)
Biological process (GO): protein import into peroxisome membrane
Cellular component (GO): peroxisome; peroxisomal membrane
Source: RefSeq, a predicted model, not a curated record